AUGGAGGGCAACCCGUACAUGUUCAAGAGCCUCGUGCAGAUCUACGAGGAGUACUUAAAUCUUAUAAUCCAUCGAGUUAAGGGUUAUAAAGUGCUAAUUUUAGAUGACGAAACAAAAACAAUCAUUUCUCUUAUUUUUUCACACUCGUAUAUAUUAGAAAAAGAGAUUUUUUUAACCCUUAAUUUUAAUGACAGUAACAUAUUUGAAGAUAUAAAUAAUAGUAGUAAUAAAAAUGAAAAAUUUGAUUUUAAAAAUUAUAAAAUAAAAAAUUUGAAGCAUUUAAAGGCUAUAUUUUUAUUGAGACCCACGCAUACUAAUAUACUAAAACUAAUGAGAGAAUUAAAGAAACCAAUUUUUUUAGAAUAUUAUUUAUUUUUUACUAAUGUGUUAAGUGAAAAAUUUAUUGAAAAGUUAGCUAAAGCUGACGAGUUUGAGGUAAUAAAAAACAUCAUGGAAUACUAUAUUGAUGGAUAUGUGUUACAUGAUAAUUUGUUUUCCCUUAACAUUGACUAUACAUCCUUUUUAUAUAAAAGUGGUAAGGACUCGUUGAGUGAUAAAAGGAAGAAGAGUCAGAGUAUGAAGAAGUAUGGUAAUUCGAAUAGCAGCAGUGCCGCGUUACAUAAAUACGAUAUGCUCACCAUUGACGAGUUUAACGAAAUGAAGGAUGAAGAAGGGAAUUCCGUCUUUUACCAAAAUUAUGCCAUCAACAACAAGGAUAAUGUUGGAGUUAGCGGAAGCAUGACCACUGGUAGUGAUAAUCCCAUGGGGAUGGAGGACGAUGUGCAUAGUUACUCCAGUUUUAUCCUGUUUGAGAACCAAGUUGUAAAUCGAAUAGUUGAGGGUUUGUUUUCCCUUUUAUGCUCUAUUAAACAGGUGCCAGAUAUUAUAUAUAAUAAACAUUCAUCCAUCUGUAAGAAUAUUAUAGACUUACUAAAAAUGAAGAUGUUAAAACAUGAAUGUGUCUUUUCGGGGGUAUUAGAAGCAUAUGAAAAGUACGAAAAUUUAAUUGAGAAACAGAGAAUGGUAAACCAUCCAGUAAAUGAAAUGAAUUAUCAACUGAACAAUAUAAUGAGUAAUCAAAAUGUAAAUACAAUAACAGAAGGGAAUUGUUGUUAUAUGUUAAUUAUUGAUAGGAGUGAAGAUCCUAUCACUCCAUUACUAACCCAGUGGACAUAUCAAGCUAUGUUACAUGAACUUAUUGGAAUAGAUAAUAAUAAAAUAAAUUUAGAAAGUAAUAAGGAAGAAACACAAAUAGUUAUGUCUUGUAUAUACGACGAAUUUUAUAAUAAUCAUUUAUUUGACAAUUUUGGCGAUUUAGGUAAAGCAGUAAAAAAUUAUGUAGAUGCAUAUCAAGAAGAAACUUCGAAAAAAACGAACCUUGAAUCUAUAGAUGAUAUACAGAAAUUUAUAGAAGUUUAUCCUAACUAUAAAAAAUUGUCAGGUAAUGUUACAAAACACGUAAAUAUUUUACAUAAAUUUUCCGAAAUAGUAGAGAAAAGACAAUUAUUUUUUAUUUCCGAGAUCGAACAAUCCAUAGCCAUAUAUCAUAAAAAGAGCGAACAUUUCAAACAAGUUAUUGAUGCUAUUCGUAAUUAUAGUUAUACAAACUAUGAUAUUUUGAGGCUAUCUUUGUUAUACUCUUUAAAAUAUGAAGAUGAGGAGCAUAUCGAAUUAAUUAAAACAGAAUUAACAAAAAGAAAUAUAGAUAAGGAUCAAAUAUUGCUAGUUGAUGCUUUACUACUAUAUUCUAAUGAACAAACAAAAAUUAAUCAACUUUUUAAAGAACAAACUUUUUUAAAUUUUGCUAAAACAACUAUAACUAGAACUAUAAAAGGAGCUUCCAAUGUUUUUACUCUACACAAGUCGUACAUUUACUAUUUAAUAGAAGAUUUAAUUAAAUCAAAAUUGAAUAGUCAAAUAUAUACUACUACUAAUCUGUUAAAUAUAGAACCAAAUGCAAAUAAGAAAGUCAACUCUAUGGUUAUAUUUUUCAUAGGAGGUGCUACCUACGAAGAGUACAGAGAUAUACAAAAUUUAGCCAAAAGGUAUAACAUUACCAUUCUCCUUGGAUGUACGCAAGUACACAACUCCCAGUCUUUCUUGGCCGACGUGUUGCAGCUUGUUAAGACUUGA
This is a messenger RNA of Plasmodium malariae, 2133 nucleotides long. It is a transcript of the gene VPS45, whose product is annotated as vacuolar protein sorting-associated protein 45, putative. The record is from RefSeq and is a predicted model, not a curated record. The transcript has a single exon. Bases 1 to 2133 code for a protein of 710 amino acids. Gene Ontology annotation, biological process: intracellular protein transport; vesicle-mediated transport. NCBI's taxonomy places the organism in Eukaryota, Apicomplexa, Aconoidasida, Haemosporida, Plasmodiidae. Gene Ontology annotation, cellular component: Golgi membrane.